Molecule: messenger RNA, 1146 nt
Organism: Alternaria incomplexa
Lineage: Eukaryota; Fungi; Ascomycota; Dothideomycetes; Pleosporales; Pleosporaceae
Exons: 4
Coding region: 1-1146 (381 amino acids)
Biological process (GO): regulation of exit from mitosis
Cellular component (GO): spindle pole body
Molecular function (GO): GTPase activity; GTP binding
Source: RefSeq, a predicted model, not a curated record
AUGGAGCCAGAAUACUCGAGUCAGGAACCCGCGCAGCAGCCCUACGUAGCUGCCACAGAAGUGCAGCACGUACACCAAGUGCAGCCUGAGCAGCUGCCGCCCCAGCAACUGCAACCCGAGCCAAUGCAGCCCGAGCAGGCGCCUAUCGAAGCGGAACAGGAAGCGCAGAAGCACAUGGACCAGACCAUGGACGUAGCCGACGACAGCAUGAGCUCGACCAUUACCGCCUCGACUGUCACACCGCUACCAGACCUCACCCAGAACGCGAGCCUUAAUAACAGUCCCAACCCCUACGAGCAGCCUCACCGACCCUCAACAUCCUACUCAGACACCGCGUACCAGUACACAACACACAACGGGACGCGCUUCAACACAUCAUCAGACGCCGACACACCUCCACGGCACGGCUACUACGAUGCCAACAAGGAAACACACAUGGGCCAGUCGCAUUCGCGGCCCAGCUCGCAGAUGGGACGCUAUCCGACUUCGGAGGGCAACACGCGGUCAAACUCAUAUCAAGACCAGCGAGGGAGCGCCCAACAGCAACAACAGGAGGCCGCCAAAAAUGCCAGCGUCGUCAUCAAGGUCGGCAUGGUCGGAGACGCGCAGAUCGGAAAGACUAGUCUAAUGGUCAAAUACGUUGAGGGCAGCUGGGACGAGGACUACAUCCAAACGCUCGGCGUCAACUUCAUGGAAAAGACCAUCUCGAUCCGGAACACGGAGAUCACCUUUUCCAUUUGGGAUUUGGGUGGUCAACGUGAAUUCGUGAAUAUGUUGCCGUUGGUUUGCAACGAUGCUGUUGCCAUACUCUUCAUGUUCGACUUGACGCGAAAAAGCACAUUAAAUUCCAUCAAGGAGUGGUACAGACAGGGACGCGGUUUCAACAAGACUGCCAUCCCGUUUUUGGUCGGCACAAAGUACGACCACUUUGUCAACUUCCCGCGCGAGGAGCAGGAGGAGAUAUCUAAUCAAGCCAAGCGAUUUGCGCGAGCGAUGAAGGCCAGUCUAAUAUUCAGCUCAACCAGCCAUAGCAUCAACGUGCAGAAGAUCUUCAAGAUCGUGCUAUCCAAAGCCUUUGAUCUGAAAUGCACCAUCCCCGAGAUAGAAAAUAUCGGCGAACCCUUACUCCUCUACCAGGCCGUUUAG